AUGAGCCCUUUUUGGAGACCACCAUUGUACCCCGGAAUCAGCGCCGGCUAUUGUGGCUGCAUCGUCAUCGUCAAGAAUGAACGCAAAUACCUGCCUCUUACACAUGUCAGCGCCCACGCCACGCUGCUCGCCUCCACCUCCCGCACCACCCUCACCCAGACCUUCAAGAACCCGACAUCCGAGACCAUCAAGGAAUCCCGCUACGUGUUUCCUCUCUUUGACGGCGUCUCCGUCGUCACCUUCACCUGCACCAUUGGAACGACUGUCAUCAAGGGCAUUGUCAAGUCCAAGCCAGAGGCCAAGAAGGAGUUUGACGCCGCUGUCGCCCGCGGUGAGCAGGCCGGCCUGCUCGAGCAGUCGGACCGGGCAUCGGAUGUCUUUACCACGUCACUGGGCAACGUCGGCCCCAACGAGGAGGCCAAGGUGGAAAUCACCUUCCUCGGGGAGCUCAAGCACGACGCCGAGGUGGACGGCCUACGCUACACCAUCCCGACCAGCAUCGCCCCGCGCUAUGCCGACGACCUGGUCUUGCCCAUCCCGGUGAACCAGUCCAACGUAACAACGGCAGACGCGUCCUUCGGCGUCACGGUUGAUGUAGACUUGGCGACCGGUGCUGCAAUCAAGAGCGUGCAGUCCCCGUCACACCCCAUCUCGGUCAACAUCGGCACUACAUCUACACAGGCUAAUGAAGACCCGUCUCUACAAUGCGCCUCGGCCAGCCUCACGCGCACCGAGGUGGCGCUCGACAAGGACUUUAUCGUGCAGGUCUGCGCCAAGGGCCUGGGCGACCCUUCGGCCGUGCUCGAGACGCACGCGACCAUCCCCGGCCGGCGCGCCGUCAUGGCCACGCUGGUGCCGCGCUUCAACCUCGCCGCCGAGACGCCCGAGGUGGUCUUCAUCUGCGACCGCAGCGGCAGCAUGGACACGGGCACGAGGCUGCCCAACCUUGUCGCCGCACUGCAAGUCUUUCUACGGUCGCUGCCCGUCGGCGUGCUCUUCAAUAUCUGCAGCUUCGGCUCCACGCAUUCGUUCCUGUGGCCCAAGUCGCAGCCCUACAACCAAACGACGCUAGACCAGGCGGCGAAGCACGUUAGCGGCUUCAAGGCCGACUUUGGCGGCACGAUGAUCCGCGAGCCCAUCGAGGCCACCUUCGCCAACCGCGAUUCCUCCCGCAACCUCGAGGUGUUCCUGAUGACGGACGGCGAGACGUGGGACGAGCAGGCGACGUUUGACGCUGUCAAUCAGGCGGUGGAGGAGGCCAAGGGUGCGAUCCGGCUGUUCGCGCUGGGCGUUGGCGCGGACGUGAGCCACUCGCUCAUCGAGGGUGUGGCGCGCGCAGGCCGCGGCUUCACGCAGUCGGUUGGCGAGAACGAGAAUAUGAGCAAGAAGGUGGUGCGCAUGCUCAAGGGCGCCCUGACGCCCCAUGUCAACGACUACAGCCUCGAGAUCAAGUACGAAAAGGGCGAAGACGACGACGACGACGAGUUUGAGCUGGUGGAAAAAGUCAACGAGUGCACCAUCGUGGACAGCGUCGAGGAGCCGGCGAAAAAGCCCAUCUCUCUCCACGACACGUCGGUCAAGAAUGAGGACUUGGAGAUGCCCGACGCCAAAGAGAAGGAGCUGCCCCUUCCCACCCUGCCCACACCAACAUAUCUACAAGCACCAUACACCAUUCCUCCGCUGUUCCCAUUCACGCGGACGACCGUGUACGUGUUGCUCUCAGAGGCUCGCGCGAACCACACGCCCAAGUCGGUCGUCCUGCGAGGCACCGCGCCACAAGGUCCGCUGACGCUGGAGAUCCCUAUCGUGGCCGUUGACGCCAAGGGCACCACGGUGCACCAGCUCGCGGCGCGUAAGGCGGUGCAGGAUCUCGAGGAGGGCCGCGGCUGGGUGCGCGACGCCAAGCUGAAGGAGGGAGGCAAGCCGCUCCGGGAGGUGUACGCGAUGCGCAUGACGGACGUGGCCAAGGAGGCGGCCGUGAAGCUCGGGGUCGAGUACCAGGUGGCGGGCAAGUGGUGCUCGUUCGUCGCGGUUAAGAAGGUGACGGGCAAGUCGGUGGCGCCGGCGGAGGGAUCCAAAUCAGAUGACAAGGUCGAUGAGGAGGAGGAGUACGAGGACGUCGGCUUCGGUUUUAUGGAUGACUCCGGUGAGGCGGCCAAGCAGCAGCACGCCGGCCCGCGAUUCGCAAAGAGGUCUAUGAUGCAGCCGAUGGCCGCGAUGAGGAUGCGCAGCGCAGCACCCAUGCCCGCGGCGCCGGUCGCUUUCGGCGGCGCCCCCGUCGGCCCCAGUGCCCCCAGCUUCUAUGCCCUUGACACGGGCAGCAACUCUGGUGCUCUGUUUGGUUCCGGCAGCGCGGCACCACCACCACCACCACCGCAGUCAGCGUCAGCAUUCUCAGCAUUCUCAGCACCGGCGCCGCAGGCGAGCGCGGCGCCGCCCGGUGGUGCCUUUGGUGGUGCAGCGGCUGGCGACCCGCGCGAAUCGCUUUCAGGGCCAGAGGAGAAGAAGAAGAAGUCGACGCCGCUCGAGGCCAUCAUUGCGCUGCAGACAUUUGGCGGUAGCUGGACGUGGUCGGCGGAGCUGGAGACGCUACUGGGCGGGGUGACGCCGGAGAGCGCUGGGGAGCGGCUCGGAGUGGAGUCGGAAGCGGCGGCGACGCUGUGCACGGUCGCAUACCUCCGGGCGAAGAUGGCGGACGAGGAGGAGGUGUGGGAGCUGGUGGUGGACAAGGCGCGAGCGUGGCUGGCGACGACGCUGGCGAUGGGCGAGGACGAGAUGGCGGCGCUGGAGGGGAAGGCGAGGGAGUUGGUGGGUUCAUAA
Messenger RNA from Cordyceps fumosorosea ARSEF 2679, 2820 nucleotides. RefSeq names its product von Willebrand domain containing protein. The coding region runs from base 1 to 2820 and encodes 939 amino acids. Lineage: Eukaryota; Fungi; Ascomycota; Sordariomycetes; Hypocreales; Cordycipitaceae. The transcript has a single exon. The record is from RefSeq and is a predicted model, not a curated record.